AAAGUCAUGUUGGGAUUGUGGAUGCUUCGUUCUGCGACAAUGUUGCCUGCUUUUUGGCUGCUGAUAUUUUUGGGAACCUUCAUCAGGCUGUCUGAGACCAUGACUAGAGAGGAGAAGAGCAAACUUAGGAACCAAGUUCUGGAAAUGUUUGACCACGCUUAUCAGAAUUACAUGGACCACGCCUACCCUGCAGACGAGCUGAUGCCCUUGACCUGCCGUGGACGAGUGCGUGGACUAGAGCCUAGUCGAGGGGAUAUAGAUGAUGCCUUGGGGAAGUUCUCGCUCACCCUUGUCGACACACUUGACACUCUUGCGCUGUUGAAUAAGACGGUGGAGUUUGAGGAGGCAGUGAGGAGAGUAGUGACCGAUGUACGCUUAGAUAAUGACAUCGUGGUGUCUGUAUUUGAGACCAAUAUUCGUGUGCUAGGUGGACUGCUGGGGGGUCACUCCAUGGCCGUCAUGCUGAAGGAAAGCGGUGGAAUGGUCUGGUACCGGGAUGAACUGCUGCACAUGGCCAAAGAUCUUGGGCUCAGAUUGCUGCCUGCGUUUAACACCAGCAGUGGCCUGCCUUACCCUAGAGUGAAUCUGCGUUAUGGAGUCAGAGGACCCGAGACCCGUACAGGCACAGAAACGGACACCUGCACUGCCUGUGCUGGUACACUUAUACUGGAAUUUGCAGCCCUGAGCCGGUUUACCGGAGAUCCCACAUUUGAGGCCCAUGCGAGAAGAGCUCUGGACUUCCUUUGGGAGAAGAGACAGAGGAAUAGUAAUCUCGUGGGAACAACCAUUAACAUCCAUUCGGGAGAGUGGGUGCGCAGGGAUAGCGGAGUUGGCGCAGGCAUAGAUUCCUAUUAUGAAUAUUUGAUGAAGGCCUAUGUAUUACUAGGAGAUGACCAAUAUCUGCAGCGUUUUAAUAUUCACUACGCAUCCAUAAUGAAAUAUAUCAGCCAACCUCCUUUGCUACUGGACGUCCACAUCCACAAACCCCUGCUACCGGCCCGCACCUGGAUGGACUCCUUGCUUGCAUUUUUCCCUGGACUGCAGGUGUUAAAGGGGGAUAUUCGGCCAGCCAUAGAGACACACGAAAUGCUUUAUCAAGUCACCAAAAAACAUAAUUUCCUCCCUGAGGCGUUCACCACUGAUUUCAGGGUUCACUGGGCCCAACAUCCCCUACGGCCAGAGUUUGCAGAAAGCACCUACUUUCUUUAUAAGGCCACCAAAGAUCCGUAUUAUCUGGAGGCGGGGCGGACCAUUCUGGAGAAUCUGAACCGCUUCGCUCGAGUUCCCUGUGGAUUUGCUGCUAUGAAGGAUGUGAGGACAGGGAGUCACGAGGACCGCAUGGACUCUUUCUUCUUGGCGGAGAUGUUUAAGUACCUGUUCCUGCUGUUUGCUGAAGAGGAGGAUUUGCCUUUUAAUGUGGAAGACUACGUCUUUACAACCGAAGCACACCUGCUCCCUCUCUCUCUGUCUACUGCCUCGAACUCAACGCCCCCUGUGGUUGAUAAUAUGGCUGAAGAGGACCUUGAUGACUCAAAUUUUGAGUGGACUUGCCCCAACACCCAGCUUCUCUUUCCUGACCCUGCCUUCCCACGCAAUUUUCGUGAACCAAUCAGGAGUGCUGUAGAUAAGAGCUCUCCACGCCCGGCGCUCCAACGAGAGCCUGGUAUGGGCCUUCCUCCAUUGAGGGCUCAGGACUUCAUGGCCAAUAAUCCAGAGCACCUGGACUUGCUGAGACGGAUGGGUGUGAGUCUCAUCCACCUGAAGGAUGGUAGAGUGCAACUCGUUCAGCAUGCAACACAGGCUGUGAGCGCAGUUGCUGCAGAGGACGGCAUGCGUUUCAUGCAGGAGAUGAUGGAGCUUUCCAGCCAGCAGCAGAAAGAGCAGCUUCCUCCACAAGCUGUUCAGAUUGUGUCACACCCUUAUUUUGGUAGAGUGGUACUGACCGCAGGCCCCGCGCAGUUCGGAGUGGAUCUUUUCAAAAGCAGCUCUGGGGUGCGUGGGUUCGUAACCGUAGCCGAGCCCUACAACGGCUGUUCCGAGUUGACUAAUGGUGAGAUUGUGGCUGGCCGGAUUGCUCUGCUGCAGAGGGGCCAGUGCAUGUUUGCAGAGAAGGCCAGGCAUAUUCAGAAAGCUGGGGCCAUAGGAGGCAUUGUCAUCGAUGAUAAUGAGGGCAGCAGCAGUGACACUGCCCCAUUAUUCCAGAUGGCAGGAGAUGGGCGGAACACUGAUGAUGUCACUUUGCCUCUCCUCUUCCUGUUCCACAAAGAAGGCAACAUCCUUUUGGAGGCUCUGAAGGAAUACAGGGAGGUGGAGGUGCUGCUUAGUGAUAAAGCAAGAGACAGAGAAGCCAUUUUUAAAGGGAAAGCCCUCCCGGGCACCCUCUUGGAUGGCAGUACGGAUGUCACAGAGGAAGAGGACUGCUCCACGCAGGAGAAAGAGCACAGUUCUGACUCCUCUGAACCUCUUGACCAAUCACAAGUCACUACUCAGGAACAGGCGGUGGAAGGGCAAGAAAGUGGGGUGGGGCCAGCGGAGGGUGGGGCCAGCAGUUAUGUCGCUGUGGACGUAGGGGAGGAGCCUGCAGAGGAUGAGGACUCAAGUAGCCGAUCGGUGGACUCGCUUAUGGCUGAUUGGCAGGAGGACUUGGAAGCCUUUAAGCAAAUGGAGAAGGAUGAGCUUUGACAUUCCCAUUCGUCUCCUUUUUAGUACAGUAUGUCCCAGCCAUAGCACAGACUGACGAAUCAGUUCUGCCAUAUAUGGAAAAUAUAUCGGACAGGUGUGAUUAUGAGCGUUGGCUCAAAGAGCUCAUUUUCUACAGUCGCUUCUCAGGGUUUAUUUGUGAUUUUCUCUGAUUCAACCUGUAAACUUUAAGAGAAGACUGAAAAUUGUAUUUUUGGUCUGAUUGCACCCACACAUUACCUCUUCUCUCUCCGCCCAAACGGUUCUGUCCAGUUUUUGUCUUCUUUCUCACAAAUGGAUUGCCUGAUAAUUGAUGCACAGGUUUAAAUCAACAGUGAUUUAUUAUCUGAAGGACUGAUUAAUUUAAUGGCUGGUUUAACUGUGAUGAAUUGCUUUUUGCAAUAGGAUUAAUGCUUGGUUUUCUCAAUUUGUAGGGUCUUAAUCGGCCAUAAAAAAGGAAAUAAGGAAUGAUACAAGUAUAUGUGUAUGUUUGAAUGUUUGUAUGUAUGUUUAUUGCUUUUGAUUAGUAAGAAAAUCAGCCUGGACUUGAAUUUAUUAUCCGAAAAAACUGCAGCUUCAAACUUUCCGCAUUAAGUAUUUAAUGGUCUUACACAUUCAAUCCAGAAAGGGUCUAUUUUUGAAAGAUAUGAGAUCUGUCUUUUAAGGAAAAAACAUUUGUUUUUCGAGGAUAGAGACAUGCGAUCAUUUCUAAAGGUCCGCCAGGGGGCGCAAGUAGACUGGAACAUCGUGCCUUGGGGCAUGAAACGUGAUAAGCUCAAUAAAAUUGAUGAAUAAUUUUAA
Molecule: messenger RNA, 3480 nt
Organism: Triplophysa rosa
Lineage: Eukaryota; Metazoa; Chordata; Actinopteri; Cypriniformes; Nemacheilidae
Gene: edem3
Product: ER degradation enhancer, mannosidase alpha-like 3
Exons: 21
Coding region: 7-2682 (891 amino acids)
Biological process (GO): carbohydrate metabolic process; endoplasmic reticulum mannose trimming; mannose trimming involved in glycoprotein ERAD pathway
Cellular component (GO): membrane; endoplasmic reticulum
Molecular function (GO): calcium ion binding; mannosyl-oligosaccharide 1,2-alpha-mannosidase activity
Source: RefSeq, a predicted model, not a curated record